AAUGUGGUCAUAUCCAAAAAUGUAUUUUUAAAUAAAGCUAAAAGAAAGAAAAAGGCAUUGACAAUGUAAGGUUUAAAAAGCAUUACUUCACUUGUUAUUUGGACGUUGCAUUGUAGACUUUGCAUCAGCCAGCUGACGUUGGCUUCAACAUAUUGUUAAAAAGGGGAUUUUCCACUUAAACAUCUAGAAAUCUCAUGCCAAAGGGAAUGUUAUGUCACAGUUUCACCUCCCCCUAAUCAUCCCUCUUAGUCAAUCUCUGAUUAUUCACUGUGGCGAUAAUAACACAACGGUCUUGAACAAGUGUUUUUUCCUGAAAUAUACAAAGGGGUCUUCAGUGGCCUCUCAGACGCACGCCUGUGACAUUUCGCAUUAGUACAUUUGAGCAGAAGAUGAACAACGUUGUGCGUUUACAUGCCUUCUUGAUUAUACCCCCUUAACAACAACGUGUCCUUUGCCUCUGUGAGAUUGUCUCGGUAAAAUGCUUGUUUUCCCAGCCUUGUAAAUGCCAUGAACAGAAUGUCCUUUGCGAUCACAAUGUGUUUUUGCGCACGUAUCCUCGGCUUGAAUACACCAUUUUUGACAUUUGGGGAGAUUGUUUUGCAAUGACAGCUGCCGGUGACGGCGUGUUUUUGUUGGACCGUGCAGGUCCCCGGGCCGACAGACCCGCCUUCCGCCGCCAUGGAGGGCAAUCGCAGCGGCUUCGCUGAGCCGGUGUCAGGAGAGCAGGCGGGGGGGCGCGUCUACGAGGUGGCGGUGGCGCAGAACGGCUCCGCCAACCGCACCUCGCAGUUUGCAGACGUGGCCCUGCUGCAGACGUUCAGGGCCCUCAUCAUCCCGUGCUACGUGCUGGUGGUGGUGGUGGGCGUCUUCGGGAACUACCUGCUCCUCUACGUCAUUUGUCGAACGCGCAAAAUGCACAACGUCACCAACUUUUUCAUCGGGAACCUGGCCUUCUCUGACAUGCUCAUGUGCGUGACCUGCGUGCCGUUCACCCUCGCCUACGCCUUCAACCCCCGCGGCUGGGUGUUUGGCCGCCCGAUGUGCUACCUGGUGUUCCUCGUCCAGCCAGUCACGGUCUACGUGUCGGUCUUCACGCUCACUGCUAUUGCUGUGGACAGGUAUUACGCAACAGUUCAUCUCAUGAAGAAGCGCACCUCCGUGGCGACGUGCGCCUCCGUCCUCACCGGCAUCUGGCUGCUGUCCUGCGGGCUGGUUGCUCCGGCGAUCGCCCACACGUACCACGUGGAGUUCAGAGAAGAAGGCUUCACCAUCUGUGAGGAGUUCUGGCUGGGCCGAGAGAAGGAGAGGCGCGCGUACGCGUACAGCACCCUGCUGGUUACGUACGUCCUGCCGCUGUCGGCGCUGUUCGUCUCGUACCUCUGUAUCACCGUGAAGCUGAAGAAGUGCGUCGCGCCGGGCCUCAGGACACGAGACCAGGCGGGAGCGCAACAGGCGCGCAAGAGAAAGAUCUUUCGCCUGGUGGCGCUCUUGGUGACCGCCUUCGCGGUGUGUUGGCUUCCCAUUCACGUGUUCAACGUGCUGCGAGACAUAGACAUCCACCUCAUUAACAAGCGCUACUUUCUACUCAUCCAACUGCUGUGCCACCUGUGCGCCAUGAGCUCCUCCUGCUGCAACCCGUUCCUUUACGCGUGGCUACACGACCGCUUCCGCAUCGAGUUGCGGAAGAUGUUCAAGUGUCCCGGUCGCAUCGGAGUGCGCGCGAAUCACUGCGCCGACAACGGGGUGCUGUAAUCACCCGGCGAGGACAAUCCGUGGACGUUAUUUUAGUGCAAUUAAGCGGAGAUGGUGCAUAUAUGGCGCUUUGGACCCUUUGGCAUCCAGUGAAAUCCACGGAAACGUUCGUGGACAUCCAACCGUUUGGGUAAAUGUUAGAGUGGGAAGGCCAUCUGUUGGCUCUCGGGGGAGAGGUCAAUCUUUUGGGCAU
Pungitius pungitius (ninespine stickleback) is the source of this 1945-nucleotide messenger RNA. Its product is annotated as prolactin-releasing peptide receptor-like. Gene Ontology annotation, molecular function: neuropeptide Y receptor activity; neuropeptide binding. NCBI's taxonomy places the organism in Eukaryota, Metazoa, Chordata, Actinopteri, Perciformes, Gasterosteidae. Gene Ontology annotation, cellular component: neuron projection; plasma membrane. Gene Ontology annotation, biological process: G protein-coupled receptor signaling pathway. Bases 679 to 1752 code for a protein of 357 amino acids. The record is from RefSeq and is a predicted model, not a curated record. The transcript has 2 exons.